ACCAGUUUUCAGCAAUGGCGGCAGUUACGGAGACGGUAGAAACAGCGGUCGAGGACAACUACAUUUUUAAAUGGUCAUUCUUGAGAAGAUGGGUCUGCAGGGUAAAGUCACCCCUUUGCAGGCGAAAAAAAAAUUGGACAAUCUAAAAAAGAAAUACAAAGACUUCAAGUAUCCAGGGUCAGGCGAGGGAGUGAGUGGGAAGCCCACUGCUGCUACAUGGCCCUGGUUUGCCCUCAUGGAUGAGGUGUUAGGACAGAGGCCUUCUACUAAGCCUCCAGUGCUAAUUGCUUCCAUCCAUGAGGACACUCCAGGGCCCAGUUCAGCAGUGGGCAACCAAGUUUUGGAUGAGGAAGAGCAGGAAGAUGAGGGCCAGGUGGAGCAAAGAGGAGUAAAAAGAAAGAAGGACAGGGAUGAGUUUUUGGAUUUAAUCAGAGAGGACAUGAGAUUGCAGAGGGAAAUUGAGGAAAGAAGAGCACAGGAGGCAAGAGAGAGAAUGGACAGACUGUUUGGUUUGCUUGAGAAACUUGCUGAAAAAAAAAAUGAUUAA
Molecule: messenger RNA, 547 nt
Organism: Oreochromis niloticus (Nile tilapia)
Lineage: Eukaryota; Metazoa; Chordata; Actinopteri; Cichliformes; Cichlidae
Exons: 3
Coding region: 71-547 (158 amino acids)
Source: RefSeq, a predicted model, not a curated record